Fusarium pseudograminearum CS3096 is the source of this 1149-nucleotide messenger RNA. RefSeq lists its product as uncharacterized. Lineage: Eukaryota; Fungi; Ascomycota; Sordariomycetes; Hypocreales; Nectriaceae. Bases 1 to 1149 code for a protein of 382 amino acids. Gene Ontology annotation, cellular component: mitochondrion. Gene Ontology annotation, biological process: L-valine biosynthetic process; L-leucine biosynthetic process. The transcript is spliced from 2 exons. Gene Ontology annotation, molecular function: branched-chain-amino-acid:2-oxoglutarate transaminase activity. The record is from RefSeq and is a predicted model, not a curated record.
AUGGAUUUUACAGUCGAAGAGCAGCCUUUGAAGGCAUGUGAUCUGUCUUACAGUUACACAACUACACCCCAGCCCGUUCCAAGCGAAGCCGCUAUCUUGGCAUCUGAGGAAAGCAUAUGUACAGAUCACAUGGUUGUUGCCACAUGGAAACACGGCAUUGGGUGGUCCAAGCCUGAGCUGAAGCCUUACGGUCGACUUAGCCUGCUGCCAACUGCUUCAUGCCUACACUAUGCCACCGAGUGUUUUGAGGGACUCAAAGCCUACCGUGGCCACGAUGGCAAGCUACGCGUCUUCCGCAUCGACCACAACGUUGCUCGGCUAAGAACCUCAGCGGCCCGAAUUUCUUUGCCUGCAUUCGAACCUGAAGAAAUCAAGAAGUUGAUCCUUAGUUUGCUAUCAGUAGAAGCAGAUCGCUGGCUUCCCAAAGAACAAGCUGGCGGCUUCCUUUAUGUUCGCCCAACUCUCAUUGGCACUUCGGCUCAACUUGGUGUUCAAGCACCGAAGGAAGCAAUGCUAUUCAUCGUCCUAGCCUACAUGCCUCGUCUCGAUUUACCGCCCGGGGGGUUACGCCUGUACUCGUCCCCAGAGGACGCGGUGCGAGCCUGGGUUGGUGGUUUUGGUUAUGCAAAAAUCGGAGCAAAUUAUGGUCCUUCUGUGAUCGUCCUCCAGGAAGCGGCCGCACGAGGGUAUCACCAAGUUCUCUGGCUAUAUGGCCAAGAUCGCCAAUGUACCGAAGCCGGAGGCUGUAAUUUCUUUGUUGUGUGGAGGCGCAAGGACGGUAAGGUGGAGCUAGUUACCGCACCCCUAGAUGACAAGACGAUUCUAGAUGGCGUUACGAGGCGAAGCUGCUUGGAGUUGACAAUACAAAUGCUCGGUCACAAGAUUGAAGUCACGGAGCGCAAGUUUACAAUCACGGAAGUCAUGGAAGCUGCCGCUGAAGGACGCCUUCUUGAGUCAUUCGCUGCAGGCACUGCCUACUUCAUUUCUGCUGUGUCUCGGGUCCAUUAUCAAGGGAAGGACAUUAACGUGCCCAUGGGCGAAAGCGGAAUGGGAGGGAACAUCACUACCGCAAUCAAGCAAUGGCUCACCGACAUCAUGUAUGGGCAGACUGAGCAUUGGUGGGCCACAGUUGUACCAACAUGUGCCUAG